GGUGGGAGUGGGCUCCAGCAGUCAGCCGGUUUGUGAACCUCACUCGGCUCCAGUGUGGAUGCUCGUGCAGCACGAAGACUGAUUUCAAACAAAAGCAAAACCCUGAGGAUUGACGACGUGCGUGCUCUCACCUGACUCGGACGCGCGCGCGCAAGCAAGAAGGACGGAAGAACUCUUAUGGAAUUGCCCUAUUUUCUUCCCGUCUCGUGUGGAUUGUGUGAAUGCGUCCUUUUUCUGCAUCGCAAUCAGCUUUACAUCGGGGACACCAGCCAGAGGUGCGCGCGUGCAUGUCCUUCCAAUGAAUGUGUAGCUGAGCCAUGUCUCUGAGAAGCAAAGGGUCGCGACGACGGCCCGGUGGCUCGUCUUUCCGCUCUCUUCUUUGGCGACCUCCCGUCUUCUUUGCCGUCAUUCUCGUCCUGCUCCGGUCCCCCGCUGCCGUCUCGGGAGCGCUGGAGCUGCAACUGGACGAGGAGCAGCCGGUGGGCACCGUCGUCGGGGACAUCAGCGCCGGGUUGCCGCCGGGCGAGUCGACCAGCCUCUACUUCAUCUCUGACCACGAAAGGUCGGGCGUGGAUAGCGACCUGAACAUCGACGAGACCACCGGGAUCAUCACCACGGCGCGCCGCCUGGACCGCGAACAGAGAGACCACUACAGCUUCAUUGCCGUCACCAUGACGGGCGUCACGGUGGAGGUGGCCAUCACCGUCAAUGACAUCAACGACCACGCGCCCAAGUUUCCCAAAAGCAAAGCUCACCUCAAGAUCCCCGAGCACACGGCCACGGGGACCCGGUUUUCCCUGGACCCGGCCAGCGACGCCGACAAGGACCAGUUCACUACGCAGGGUUACUCCAUUCGGGAGGGGAACGUUGGUCAGGUGUUCCGUUUGGAGUCCAAGAGGGCAGCCAACAAGGCGCUGUAUCUGGACCUGGUCAUCAACGGACCCCUGGACCGGGAGAAGCGCUCCACUUACACCCUGGUCCUCGAGGCCUUUGACGGGGGCUCGCCCAGGAGGGCGGGCUCCAUGACUCUGGAGGUGGCUGUGACGGACGUCAACGACCACGCGCCGGUCUUCAACCAGAGCCGAUACCACGCCAUCAUUUCCGAGAGUCUCCCACAAGGAAGCAGCAUCCUGCAGGUCUUUGCCGCAGACCAGGACGAGGGGGACAACGGCCUGGUCCUCUACGAGAUCAACCGGCGACAAAGUGAUCCCGAGCGCUACUUUGUCAUCGACCUCAAGUCCGGAGUCAUCACGCUCAACAGACCACUGGACUAUGAGCUUAAGAGAGUCCACGAGCUGGUGGUCCAGGCCAGGGACAACGCCAGCCACCCGGAGGUGACCAACGCUUUUGUGACUAUUCAUGUUCGCGACUACAACGACAACCAGCCCACCAUGACCAUCAUUUUCCUGAGUGAGGACGGCUCGCCCAAGAUCUCGGAGGGCGCCCAACCGGGCCAGUACGUGGCCCGCAUCUCCGUCACCGACCCGGACUACGGCGAGUACGCCAACGUCAACGUGUCGUUGGAGGGCGGCGAUGGAAAGUUUGCUCUCACCACCAAGGACAGUAUCAUCUACCUGAUCUACGUGGACCAGGUUUUGGACCGAGAGGAGCGCGACUCCUACGACCUCCGGGUGAUGGCCACCGAUUCGGGCACGCCCCCGCUGCGGGCCGAGUCGUCGUUCACCAUCCGGGUGACGGACGUCAACGACAAUCCACCUUUGUUCGACCAGCGGACCUACAGACAGACCAUCCCCGAGGCCGUCUACCCGGGAUCUUUUGUCCUUCAAGUCACCGCUCGGGACAAGGACCAGGGUCCAAACGGAGAAAUCCGCUACAGUCUCCUGAAGGGCAAGAACUCUCGCUCGGACUGGUUCUCGGUGGACGCGGUGACGGGGAUCAUCACCACGGCCGCCGUCCUGGAUUUCGAGUCGGAGCCGUCGCCAAGCGUGACGGUGGUGGCGACGGACGGCGGGCGGCCGCCGCUGUCGUCCACGGCUCGGGUGGACAUGGUGCUGCAGGACGCCAACGACAACGCCCCCGUCUUCUCCAAGAGCUUCUACAACGCCAGCCUUGAGGAGAACGCCCCGCCCGGGACCUGCUUCCUCCAGGUGUCCGCCACGGACGGCGACCGCGGUUCCUUCGGCGCGGUGUCCUACGCGCUGGCCUUGGGUUCAGGCGGCGCGGCGUCCGCUCAUUUCACCGUAGACGAGGAGAGCGGGCGACUUUGCACCACGACAGCGGUGGACCGUGACGAGGGGCCUGACGCCUAUGAGCUGGUCGUCACGGCAACAGACGGGGGCGGUCUGAGCGCGGCGGUCGGCGUCCGGGUGUCGGUGGCCGACGUCAACGACAACAGGCCCGCUUUCUACCCGCUCUUGUACGCGGUCAGCUUGAGUGCGCACGGUGCCCCCGGGACCUCUGUGGUCAAGGUGACGGCCCAUGACCCGGAUGCCGGGGAGAACGGGCGGGUGACCUACAAGGUGGCGCCCGGGGGAGCUUCUGCCUUCUUCACCCUCAACAAGGACACAGGUGUAAUCUCCCUUUCGCGCUCGCUCCACGGCAAAGCCAACUCGGUCAUCUCCAUGGUGAUAUCGGCUCAAGAUGGCGGCGGACUGACCGCUUCGGUAGACGCCAGAGUGAACGUGAGCGUGGUGGGAGGCGCCGUGUCGUCGCCCAUCUUCGAGCAGCCGCAGUACUUCUUCACCGUGUCCGAGGACGUUCUCCGGGGCACCUCGGUGGGAGUGGUCCGCGCCACCGCCAAAACAGUCCAUGCCAAAGACAUCUCUUACUCCAUCUCAUCUGGAGAUCCUGAUGGUUACUUCACCGUGGACGCCGCGACCGGAACCAUCCGCACCGCCCUCCCCCUAGACCACGAAAGCUGCCCAAGGCUGGACCUGGAGAUCCAGGCGCGCUUCGGCUCCCCUCCCGCUUUCGGUGCCAGUCGGGUCCGCAUAUCCGUCUCGGACGUGAAUGACAACGCACCCACUUUCCUGCCCUCCUCAUCCGAGUCACUCCUCCUGCCUGAGGUCACCAAGAUCGGCACCAUCAUCUACCGCGUUCAGGCCUCGGACAAAGACUCCGGUCAGAACGGUCAGCUGAGUUUCGACUUGGUGGCGGGCAGCAGCGGACAGAGGACUUUCGGCGUGGAUCGAGGCAGCGGGGAGGUGCGUCUGAUCGGGGGACUCUCCUAUGAGAGCAUCCCUCGCUACGACCUUCAGGUGGUGGCCAAAGAUGGCGGGGCACCUCAGCUGAGCUCCACCUUCACCCUGGUGGUUCACAUCCAGGCGCAGGAUGCGCAGGGACCCCACUUUGACACGUUGACCUACCGCGUGGAACUUCGAGAGAACACGCUUCUCAACACACGCUUCCUCCAGGUUCGAGCUCUCAACAGAGAGGCGUCCGGCAAUGGCGGAAGCGCCUCGCCGUCCGCCGAUAUUUCCUACCGCCUUCGGCCAGACGGCGACGCGGCCGGCUUCGGCAUCGUGCCCGAUAGCGGUUGGCUGUUUGUGAGAAGCUCUCUGGACCGUGAAGUCAAGGACAUGUACCUGCUGACUGUGGAGGGGACCUCAAGCCAGGGGGGGACGGGGAGAACGGGAAGCGCCGCCGUCAGGGUGACCGUGACGGAUGAAAAUGACAACUCGCCCAAGCUCAGCCAGGACAGAGUGUUCCUGGCUGUACGGGAGAAUCUCCUGGCGGGAACGGGCUUCGGUAGGGUGUCCGCCACGGACCGAGAUACCGGACCGAACGCCCGCCUUACCUACAGGCUUCUGCACGCCGACAAACACUUUCAGAUCAACUCGCAGACAGGAGAAAUUAGCACUCGCCAAGCCCUGGAUCGGGAGCGGCAGUCAAGCUUCCAGCUGACGGUGGUCGUGCAGGACGGCGGGACGCCUCCCCGCACAGCUACCGGCACGGCCCACGUCAGCGUGCUGGACGAAAACGACCACGCUCCGAGCUUCACCCACGCCCGGCCGGACAGAGAGCUCCUCUUUCAGGUGAACGAGGGGCUUCCUUCCGGGACCAUCUUGGGCACCGUGUCCGCCAAAGACCCGGACGAGGGCGAAAACAGCACCAUCUAUUAUUCUUUAGAAGGCUCCAGAGUGGAGCGCUUCUCCCUGAACGCCGCCACGGGGGAGCUCCGAACCGCCGCCCCGCUGAGGUGGGCGGAACGUGCCGAGUACGUCCUGACCGUGACCGCCGCCGACCACGGAACGCCGAGCCUCAGCUCCGCCUGCCAGCUGCGGAUUCAAGUUUUGAGCUCCGCCAAGUCAUCCCCGAUGCCAAACCUGCUGUCCAUGACGCUGAACGUGGUAGAAGGAGCUCCCCCAGGCUCAGUGGUGGGCUCGGUGCACCCGCCUGAUGCCGUCCCGGAUGGCCAGGUCACCCACCUGGUGGUGGACGGGACGGACCAGGACGGGACCUUCAUGGUGGACCGUUUGAAGGGCGACGUGUACCUGGUGCAGGAGCUGGACUACGAGAAGGCGUCCGAGUACAUGCUACACGUGGAGGUGUCCGACUUCUCCCGGGCCUUUCCCAGCAGCCAUCUGGUGAAACUGAGCAUCCGGGUGCAAGACAGCAACGACCAUUCGCCGCGCUUCGCAGAGGAUCCCGUGACAGUCGUCGUACCUGAGAACCUUCAGCCGGGAGCCUCCAUAUACACCUUCCAGGCUCUGGACCAGGACGGCAGCAGUCCCAACAGUGAGUUGCGUUACUCCAUCGAGCAGCGCUGGCCGGAUGAGGCCGACCUGCUGAAACUGGACGCCGUUAGCGGCGUGCUCACCCUCGGGGAGACCCUGGACCGCGAGACCACGCCGUCUCUUCACCUGGUUGUCCGGGCUACCGACCAAGCGGUGGACCUCGCGCAGAGGCGCUGGGCUUCAGUCACGGCGCAGGUGUUUAUCAUCGACCAAAACGACAACACUCCCAUCUUCAGCUCGCCCGCCGCCGUCAGCGUGAUGGAGGAUCAACCCGUCGGCUUUGUGAUUUUGUACGUGAUGGCUCGGGAUGCGGACGAAGGGGAGAACGGUCGAGUGUCGUAUAGAAUCCUGACGGGAAACGGUGCCGGUCACUUCGGUCUGAACCCCGACACCGGCUCGCUGUCCAUCUUGAAGGCGCUGGACCGAGAGGAGCAGGAAGUCUUCAAUCUGACGGUGAUGGCGGAGGAUGGCGGGACGCCUUCGCUCUCCUCCACCCAGAAUCUCUGCGUACAAGUGAUGGACGUCAACGACGAGGCUCCUCUUUUCCAAAAGGCUGAGUUUGAGGCCCGGGUUCUGGAGAACCAAGGGCCAGGCACUACGGUGCUGACGGUGGUGGCCACCGACAGAGAUCAAGGGUCCAAUGGGCACGUGACGUUCGGGGGCGUGACGGAGGAAGGCUUUGUCAUCAACCCGUCCACCGGCGUCAUCACCACCACCGCCGAGCUGGACAAGGAGCUUCGGGAUCACUACAUCCUCACCGUCUACGCCCGGGACGGCGGGAUGCCCCCCAACUUUGCCAAAGCCACGGUGCGUGUGGAGGUUGAAGACGUCAACGACAACGCUCCGGUCUUCGCUCGGCCGUGGUAUGGCCUGGAAGUGCCCGAGAACCAAGACCCCGUGGAGCUGUGCACCCUCAGGGCCAGCGACCCGGACUCAGGUGCAAGCGGGGAGCUGGAGUACAGGAUUACCGCUGGAGACCCAGACGGGGACUUCCACCUCCACGCCAGCACGGGAACCCUGUCCACUCGGCGGGGCUUGGACAGGGAGACGAAGGCCGAGUACACCCUGGAGGUGACGGCCACGGACCGAGGUGCCCCGCCUCUCAGCACCGCCGUCACGGUGGAGGUCCGAGUCCUGGACGUCAACGACAACAGCCCCGUUUUUGGCAGGAGCACCUACACUACUGAUGUUUCGGAAGACGCCGCCGAGGGAUCGCAAGUCCUGGCGGUGACGGCGACGGAUGCGGACGAUGACGUGAACGGGAAAGUUCUGUACUUCUUGAGCCACGAGGCUCACGGCGCGUUCACCGUGGACGAGCGCACGGGUCGCAUCACCACGGCGGCCCCGCUGGACCGCGAAAAGCGAGCGUCGUACAGCUUCCGAGUGUUUGCCACCGACCUUUCCCCGGCGUCGCCCCGGAACUCCUCUGCUCAGGUGACCAUCACCAUCACGGACGUCAACGACAACACACCCAUCUUCAUCCAGGACCCGCUGGUGGUGGAGGUGUCAAGCAGGCGGUCCCAGCGGGUUCUGGCUACCAUGAAAGCCGAGGACAAGGACUUCGGGGCCAACGGCUCCGUGUUUUAUCGCUUCGCCACUCCCGUGAAGGGCUUCAGCAUCAAUUCUCUGACCGGGGAAAUCCAGGCCACAGAGCCUCUGGAGACUCUGUCUCAGGCCCAGAGGACUCUUAUUGUGGAAGCCAUGGACCAGGGCACUCCGGCCCAGUCUGCGCAGGGCGUGGUGGUGAUCUACGUGAAGGAGGUGGAGUACAGCGGCAUUCGCUUCUCCAGGAACGCCAGAGAUGUCAGCAUACAGGAGAAUGCGGCUCAAGGUACAGCCGUGGUGCAGGCUCAGGCCCAGUAUCCCGAUGGAAAUCGUAAUGGCAUCGGCUACAGCAUCUUCAGUGGGAACAGACGGCAGGGCUUCAGGAUCAACUCGGCCACAGGGGAAAUCUGGGUGCAAAGCUCCAAGGGUUUGGACUUUGAGGACACGCCCAGGCUGCGUCUGGUGGUGAAGGCCGAGACCGUGUCCUCCACCUCUUUCAUCGGCAUCAACUUGCUGCUUCAGGACGUCAACGACAACCUCCCUCGCUUCCAGCUGCAGAACUACGUCGCUUACAUAAGGGAGGCUCGGGGAUACGAAACGCCAAUCAUACAGGUCGUGGCCGAGGACACGGACCAAGGCCAGAACGGUCAGGUGACCUACUCCAUUCAGUCGUCGGGCAUGAGCGGAUUGUUCAAGAUUGAUCCGAUGACGGGAAGCGUCACCACCACGGCGAUCAUGGACCGUGAGAUCUUUACCCAGACCAAGCUGGUGAUAACAGCAACCGAUAGAGGAAGUCCAAGACUGGCGGGUUCAGCAACUCUGACCGUGAUCAUCGUGGACCGGAAUGACAACAGUCCCACGAUACCCUUGCCACAAGAAAUCCGCAUCUCAGAGAACACAUUAAUAGGUACCGAGAUCACCCUGGUGACUGCCAACGACGUAGACUCCGGUCCCGCUCUGGCCUACUCGUUGCACAUGGACCCAAGCGCCAUUGGGAAGUUCGGGAUCCACCGCUACACUGGAGGUGUUUGGCUCACCGCCCCGCUGGACUUUGAGGAGAAGACGUGGUACACAGUGACCGUCAGAGCCACCGACAGCCAGCACCAUGCGGAGGCCAACAUCACGAUCCUGGUCCAGGACGUCAACGACAACGUACCGGCCUUCACCCAGGACCUCUAUCAGGUGACCCUACCCGAGCACACGGCAGCUGGCAGUGCGGUUGUCAUGGUAACAGCAACUGACAGGGACUCCGGAGAGAAUGGAAGGAUCACCUACAGUGUCAUGUCGUCCACUCAAGAGGGCUUCUCCAUUGAUCCCAUCAACGGAACGUUGUUCAUCAGCCAACGAGCAGAGUUUGACCCUGAACGUCCUUCCGUCAAUGUGGUCAUUGAAGCUCGCGACGGGGGCUCCCCCCCGCAUUCCGCCCUCGCCACCGUCCAGGUUCAAAUUGCUGACGUCAACGACAAUGCCCCCGUCUUCCACCAAUCGGAGUACAGAGCGACAGUUUCAGAGGACACCAUCCCUGGAGUUACAGUCUUAACAUUCGAGGUCUCCGACAGUGACCUCUCCCGGGAAAACUGCGGCUUGGACUUUGCUAUCGCUAGCGGCAAUGAGGGCUACGCCUUCCAUAUGGAGAGUAGCGUUCGAUUCCUGGAGGGCCGCGGCUUCCAAACUGUUGGCUCGCUGCUCUUGGCCGAGGGUCUGGAUUUUGAAACCAAACCGCUGUACAAUCUCACCGUGGUUGUGUCAGACCGUGGCGUGCCCCAGAGGAGCUCCAGCGUCGCCGCCGUGAUCACCGUCGGCGACGUCAACGACAAUCCGCCGAUUUUCAGCAGGGCAGAAUAUGUAGUGGCGUUGAGCGAAGGGGCUGUCGCUGGUACAGAAAUCAUCCGACUGACCGCGACAGAUCCAGACUCGGCGCCCAAUGCGGAGGUCCGGUAUGCCAUCAGCUCCGGGGACGAGGUCAACCUUUUCGCCGUGGACCAGUGGACCGGAGCUCUGCGGCUUCAGCAGGCUUUAGAUCGCGAGCAGAGGUCCACUCACACCGUCAUCAUCCAAGCCACGGACGGUCAAGGACAUUUGGCUCUGGUUCCCGUGCUUGUGGAGGUCAAAGACGUGAACGACAAUCAUCCGUUCUUCCCGGUGGAAGUCCUGACGGCAAGCAUCAGAGAGAACCAACCGGCAAAUUCGGCCGUGACGGUUCUCCAUGCUAUCGACCACGACGCGGGAGUCUUCGGCCAGUUGAGCUACUUCAUGCUCGAGCGCUCGCCCGCAGGAAAGGACUUUUCCGUGGAUUCCACCACUGGAGCGAUCAAGAGCAGGAAUCCCUUUGACUUUGAGAAGAUCAAUUCGUUCAACUUUGUCGCGCUGGCAGUUGAUGCAGGAAACCACUCCGCCACCGUGACGGUGCAGGUGUUUGUCACAGGCGAGGACGAAUACGAUCCCAUUUUCACAUCCUCCCAUUUCUCCUUUGAGGUCCCAGAGGAUGGCCGGAAAGGUCAGAGCAUAGGUCAAGUCCAGGCCAGUGAUGAGGACGGAGGCGUCGAUGGGAUCGUCCUCUACUCCUUCCCGACGAGCUCUCCGUACUUUGAAAUCAACAAAACCACUGGUGUGAUUGUCCUCAAGCUGGACAGCUCGGGGAGCGGUCGCAGGAGCAACGGUGGAUCGGGUCGAGCCAAAAGAGAAACCCGGCUGAUGACUCUGGACGUGAGAGCUCACAGUCCUCUGGCUGAAUCUCGCCACUCCACGGCGCACGUCUCCAUCGACGUCACCAACACGGGCUUCGGCCUAGCCCCCGACGUUAACGUCUUGCUGAUCAUCAUCAUCGCCGUGUCACUCGGCGUGAUCGUUCUUCUUGUGGUCAUGGCGACUGUGGUGUUCCUGGUCAAGUCGCGCAGGAGGAAGAAAGCCCAGAAUGCUACCGACAGAAACCAGCCCUCAGAAACCGCUCUGAAAAACUGCAGCUCGGGACAAGGAGGGGAAAUGAUCUUCCAUCAGGCCUUGCCGGGCUAUGUCGGAGAGCAGGGGAGUGGCGGCGGGGGGGGUUCGUACACAAGAGGAGGCUCUCUCGAUCCGUCACACUCCAGUGGGAGAGGAUCCGCCGAGGCGGCAGAGGAUGACGAAAUUCGGAUGAUAAACGAGUACCCUCGCGUGGCCUCCAUCAGCUCCUCCAUGCAGGAACAUAUCUCGGCCAGGGGACCAGAUUCUGGGAUCCAGCAGGACGCUGACCAGCUCUCGGAUGUCUCCUGCGAGCCUGCGGCUUUGGAAGGGAGCACUUGGUUCAAAGGCAAAAAAAUGGCCGGCGGUCUCAGUGGAACUUUGCUCUCUGGGCAGCUCCCGGUCUAUCGGGACGAGGGAGGCGGCUACCUGGGAGUCGGCCGGGGUCUGAAUAUUACCCUCCCCAAGGAGUACGCCUUCCCCGAGGAUGGUAAACCAUCUGUGGAUGGUUCUCUCACAGCUAUAGUGGCCAGCGACGAGGAGCUCCGCGGGAGCUACAACUGGGACUACCUACUCAACUGGUGCCCUCAGUUCCAGCCACUGGCCAACGUUUUCACAGAAAUCGCAAGACUGAAAGAUGAGACGGCCCAACAGAACCCCAAUCCGCGCCAGCCCUUCCAACCCAAGCCCAAAAUGGAUUCCAAAGCCAGAAUCGACCCGCCGCCGCUCAUUACCUCGGUCGCCCACCCGGGGGCCAUGUCGGUGCCGCCCAAAGUGCCUGCGAUGGGACGGACGUUCCCCCACUUAGUAUCCCUACGCCGGUCCCCCAUCAGCCACGAGGGUUCCAUUUCCUCGGCCGCCAUGUCGCCCAGCUUUUCGCCGUCGCUUUCCCCGUUGGCGACACGCUCUCCUGCCGUCUCCCCUUUCGGCGUCAACCAAGGACCCUCUGCAUCCAUGAUCAGCACCCGGGAGCCCUCGCUGGAGCGGAGUCCUGAUCAUGAGAUGAGAAUAUGAGGGCCACGGACUAUUUCUAGAACUUUUUUGCGUGUUCCAUGGACUGGCGUUUACAGGGGUUCUCAGACUUUUUGGCUCCAGGGGGCCCUUACGUGUCUUUCCGAUCACUUUGUACCCAUAAAUGCCAUCGGAGUUAGUAUGAUUGAAUCGAGGUAUGCACUUUUUUAAUCAUCCUAAUUUAUUGUCCUCGGUGACUCACAGCGUUGUUCCCUCGCUGGCUGGCCAGAGAGCGCCAUGUUUACGCCUUUUUGCAUUUCAGUGUUAAAAGUCAUUGAAACAAAAUGGACGCCAACGGAUUGUUUCCAUGUGCCAGUGCGAGACCGACAUUUUUUUUUUCCCCCCACAUCAAAUAUUGACACGAGAUUGUGUAUUUGCGUAUAUGUAUAUUAGGAUUCAGGAUUGUGUGAUUGUUAGCCGGGUAGCGCCUCGAGUUGUGGAUUAUUUAUAUGAAGGAAGGAGAGGCUUUUCUACAUUGUUCUUCAUUUUCUGGGCUCAAAUUGCAGAUCAGAACAGUUCUAGCAGAAUCACCUCCGUGUCUUUACGAGUGCUUCCUGCAUUGUUGAUGAUGCCGUUCAUCUCAGCACAAAGGCAAAUAUGCAAACUUCACCGCACUUGGCCCAACGCGGCUUUCGGGCAAAGGCUCGCCAAUUAGGCGGAAAGGAUUACAACAUGCACGAAAAGUCCUGAACGGUAUUUCCAAAUAAUUUCCAUAUCACCGUCAUGCAGUUUCUCGAGCCUCCAAAAACAAAGAGCUCAAUGGUACUGUGCUCGUUUUUUAAAAGCAAAUAAAGCAAGCAAAUGAAUUCCCCCACUAAUCCCCCCGGGGGAUGCAUACUGACACAAACUGGA
This is a messenger RNA of Syngnathus typhle (broad-nosed pipefish), 11042 nucleotides long. RefSeq names its product protocadherin-16-like. Gene Ontology annotation, cellular component: catenin complex; plasma membrane. The record is from RefSeq and is a predicted model, not a curated record. Gene Ontology annotation, biological process: homophilic cell-cell adhesion. The transcript is spliced from 29 exons. Gene Ontology annotation, molecular function: calcium ion binding; cadherin binding. NCBI's taxonomy places the organism in Eukaryota, Metazoa, Chordata, Actinopteri, Syngnathiformes, Syngnathidae. The coding region runs from base 318 to 10193 and encodes 3291 amino acids.